CCACUUGCCUCCCUCCUGUCUCCAUCAACAUGGCCAGCAUGAACGAGCCUGCUUCAAACACAGCAUCAUCUCACACUCAGCAAUCCCAAGCUGAAGCCAGAGCAACCUCGUCGAUGCCCGAUAUCAACCAGCUCUCACUCGGACACAACCCAGAUAUCUUCACCAUCAUCUGCUGCAACGACAUCUUCCAACUGGCACUCGACCACAGCACCAUCAAGGUCCUCCUCCGAGUGUGCAAACGAGUCCGUUUUCUCCUGAGCUCCAAGCUGCCUCGCUUCCAUAGCUGGUGUCAGAGCAUCGAGCUACUCAAUCCAGAUGGACAGCUGCGAAUUGGCCUCUCACCGAGCGACAAGAUUGCCAUCUCGCUGCACUGCGAUGAUCAAGAUACAGCCGACCGAUCCUGGCUUGAAGCUCAAGCCGACCAGGGCAAUGCUGCUGCAUCGUAUCUCUUGGCGCGGAUUCUCCGAGCCGAUCUCGAUAAGCAGCUGUCUGUGAGGACAGAGCAUCAAGCCAUCAAGCAGCAAAUCUUCCAACACCUGAAGAAGGCGGCCGCAGACAACAACCACGCAAUGGCACAGUUCCACCUGACCGAAUGUUAUCGCAACGGAACUGGCGUCAGCCAAGACCACACCAAGGUUGUCCAGUUGUACCGCAGUCUUGCUGAACGUGAGAUGCCCCAGGCCCAAGUUGCCCUCGGCGGUUGCUACGAGAGUGGAAAAGGUGUCCAUCAAGACUUUGACACAGCCAUCGAGUGGUAUACCAAGGCUGCAAAUCAAGGCAGUGAAGAUGGUCGACUCCAUAUCGUGUUCCUCCGAGGAUGGCUCUCAUUCAUCGGUCAUGAUGUCGAACAGAGCGAUGUCGAUGCCUUCAACCACUGGCAGGAGGUCAGCAAUCAAUCCACCAACCCGGUCCUCAAGCCCAUCGCCGCCCACAUGGUCGGUUGGAUGCACUAUCUCGGCCGGGGUACCAUGCGCGACGAACAGAGGGGAAUCACGAUCAUCCGAGAGAACAGAUCGGCUGAGUUCAAACUCGGAGAGGACGAGUCCCUGGCAGCGUUAUUGAUCGACAUCAAGUCUAAAUCACCCAUAGCCUGCAAGUUCUUCAAUCUCUGCCAUCUGGGAUCGGAACAUGACUGGCUGUGCAGGCAUCUCAUGGCUGUGUGUCUGUUCUAUGGAUUCGGAACCACAAAGGACUGGAAGAAUGCAGCAAGUAACUUUGAGCAACUCGCCAUCGAAGGUCGCAGCGACAGCCAGUUGUGGAUUGGAGUGUGCUACUACUGGGGCCGAGAAAUAUCGGAUUAUCGAAAGAAUUCAUUCGAGUGGUUCAGCAAGUCGGCUGACCAAGGCAACUCGUAUGGACAGUGGAGAGUUGGUUGGUGCUACUAUGAUGGAAGAGGAGUCGCCGAGGACCUCGCCAAGGCAGUCAAGUGGUAUCAUAAGUCGGCCAAACAGGGCAAUCGUUACGGACAAUAUGAUCUCGGUGACUGCUAUCAAAAUGGUUAUGGUGUCCCUAAGAACAUCGACAAGGCAGUCUUCUGGUAUCGCAAGUCAGCCGAGCAGGGUUUCGAUUUGGCCAUCAACAACCUCAAGAAACUCGGCAAGCGGGGAGGUCCUGAUCCCCAAGGGCCUUCCAAAUGCCAAAUCCAAUAGCUAUAUUGCACUACCGAACACGGAACCAGCCAAGCAAACCGCACUGCCAACACCCAUCCCAACCACCACGAUGCCAAAGAGUGGACUUGCAAAGUGGUUCCGAUGAAGCGGCAAUGGCCGAGUGAUG
Molecule: messenger RNA, 1776 nt
Organism: Polychytrium aggregatum
Lineage: Eukaryota; Fungi; Chytridiomycota; Chytridiomycetes; Polychytriales
Exons: 1
Coding region: 30-1649 (539 amino acids)
Molecular function (GO): protein binding
Source: RefSeq, a predicted model, not a curated record